AACAUGAGCAUGCACGGCAAGAGGAAGGAGAUCUACAAGUACGAGGCGCCAUGGACGGUCUACGCCAUGAACUGGAGCGUGAGGCCCGACAAGCGGUUCCGCCUGGCCCUCGGCAGCUUCGUGGAGGAGUACAACAACAAGGUGCAGCUGGUGGGCCUGGACGAGGAGAGCUCCGAGUUCAUCUCCCGGAACACCUUCGACCACCCGUACCCCACCACCAAGAUCAUGUGGAUCCCCGACACCAAGGGCGUCUACCCGGACCUGCUCGCCACCUCCGGGGACUACCUGCGCGUCUGGAGGGUCAGCGAUACAGAAACCCGGCUUGAGUGCCUGCUGAACAAUAACAAGAACUCCGACUUCUGUGCCCCUCUUACUUCCUUUGACUGGAACGAAGUGGAUCCAAAUCUCUUGGGUACAUCCAGUAUUGACACCACCUGCACAAUCUGGGGGCUGGAGACUGGACAGGUUUUGGGCCGAGUCAAUCUGGUGUCCGGACACGUGAAGACGCAGCUCAUCGCUCACGAUAAAGAGGUUUACGACAUUGCGUUCAGCAGGGCAGGAGGAGGCCGGGAUAUGUUUGCCUCAGUCGGUGCUGACGGCUCCGUCCGCAUGUUUGACCUUCGGCACCUGGAACACAGCACCAUAAUCUACGAGGACCCCCAGCACCACCCAUUGCUCCGUCUGUGCUGGAACAAACAAGAUCCCAACUACCUGGCUACCAUGGCUAUGGACGGCAUGGAGGUGGUGAUCCUCGACGUCCGUGUGCCCUGCACUCCUGUGGCCCGAUUAAACAAUCACCGAGCAUGCGUGAACGGCAUCGCCUGGGCGCCACACUCCUCCUGUCACAUCUGCACCGCAGCGGACGACCAUCAGGCACUUAUCUGGGACAUCCAGCAGAUGCCCCGAGCCAUUGAGGACCCCAUCCUCGCCUACACCGCGGAGGGCGAGAUCAACAACGUACAGUGGGCAUCAACCCAGCCCGACUGGAUAGCGAUCUGCUACAAUAACUGUCUGGAGAUUCUGCGGGUGUAGCCCCCCACCCCAACCCCCACUACCCCCACCCCCCUUCCCUCCCCAGUGGCUGCCAUUCCUCGCCCCAGGGCUCAUGUAGACAUGUGCGGCGUGAGUGAGGUACAGUUGAGGGUGUUUGUGCAGAUCUUCAAAGUGUGUUGUUGUAUAGCGAAUGCAAUUUUUUGGGGUUCGAAUCAACCCUUUGAAGGUCAUCCCAGACCUUCCUUUCUUCCUCCUCCUCCUCCCUCUUUCGCUCUUCCCUCCAUCUUACUCCAUCGUCCUUCCCCUGCACCCCACCUGCAACCCCAAAACCAAAUUGAGAGAUGGACUAAUGAGCCGGGAUUCAGUGACGCCGGUUUGUGAAGCUGUUUGACCAGACCCUGUAAAUAAGAUGUGCUUCUCGGUCAGUUUGCAUUAAGUCUAGCGUCUGUGGCAACCUGUCCCAGUGAUUUCUAUCCCUACCCCGCUUUUCUUUCCCUCUCCCUCCUAUUUUCCUGACCUCCCUCCGAAGUGCAGGGGUGCAAAAUAUUACGUGCGGCCAAUGCCACAUUGUGAGCCAGAUUUUCCGAGUUCGUAUAUCACCAGAGUAGGGGGGGGUGAUCGAAUGGUUGUGAAGUGUGCCCCCCUCGCUCUAUAGAUAUUAAUUUUUAAAAAAGGGCCAAGAAUGCGGUAUGCGAUGUGCUAAUUAUCACCUUGUCCAUAUCAAAUCUAUUUAUAAUCAUCGAGUGCUUUUUGGAGGGGUGGGAGGGGUGAAGCUUCACGCACACCCCCUCUUCCCUCCAAUUGCAUCCCUCCCCCAACCAUUUUGCCCAAAGGUGCUCGAGGUCUCGGACGGCGACCAUCAACCUUUUGGCCGCCUGCGACCGUGUUUCCUCUCAAUCCCUGGAACGUGACCGGCACUGAUAAUUCCUCUCAUCGCACACCGCAGUUUUCAGCCCAUUUAUUUUGUAGGUGAAGAUAAUUGGGUCCCGAGCGAGAGCCUGGAAUGCAAACGGCGUGUUAGAGCGAGCUAGUGAGGUGUAGGAACAGAGAGAGAGAGCAGAGCUUACUUUGUCUUCCUCCCUGGACAGCUCCCCGCCUCUGUGACAUUGAGCUGGGGAGACGACACAGCCUCAACAAUACAGCGCCUUCGUUCUUGGGAGCGAGGGCGUUGAUGCUUGCAGGGUUUUUCAGUCCACUCCUCCUCUUCCUCCUCCUCACCCCAAUAUUUCGGUUUAACUUGUGCAGCCCCAGAGGCGGUGGCGAGAAAAUGAAUCGGUUAACGAUUGGAAGCGGCUGGGUGAUGUGAGGCGAGUUGUAUUCGUCCGCGAGGCUAGGAGGCUACUUGGGGGAAACUAGCUGAGUCCUGGUAUCACGCAGUCAGCCUUCUACGGAAGAUCAUCAGCGCGUUGUUAAAGUUAGAUUAAACAACGUGUUCAUUUAACUCCCUUUACAGUCACAGUUAAUUCAGAUUUUUAAAAAAAGAACUCUUCCCCAUCACCCCAUUCACAUCUGCGAAUAUCAGUACCAGGGGUACUUGUUUGUUGUACAGGCUUUUAACCCACUUCCCCCCACCACCUCCCUCAAUUGCCCCCUUUUGGCCACUGUGUCUGGCGCUUCCCCUCCGACAGUGCGUGGUGUUGGCAAAGAUUGGGAGCUCACGGUGCGCGGCGGAAACAGUGGCUCCGUUCCUGACCGCGCUCUCGCCGGCCACGCGACAAACACCACGCAACACUGCCCUGAGGGGCAGGCCUCUCGACGCCCACCCGCCAUCCCCGGUUCGGGCUGGCGCCCCCCUCCCCCC
This is a messenger RNA of Callorhinchus milii (elephant shark), 2794 nucleotides long. RefSeq names its product ddb1 and cul4 associated factor 7 (gene dcaf7). The record is from RefSeq and is a predicted model, not a curated record. Gene Ontology annotation, molecular function: protein binding. The transcript is spliced from 6 exons. The coding region runs from base 4 to 1032 and encodes 342 amino acids. Gene Ontology annotation, cellular component: nucleus. Lineage: Eukaryota; Metazoa; Chordata; Chondrichthyes; Chimaeriformes; Callorhinchidae.